Molecule: messenger RNA, 2367 nt
Organism: Calypte anna (Anna's hummingbird)
Lineage: Eukaryota; Metazoa; Chordata; Aves; Apodiformes; Trochilidae
Gene: NTRK1
Product: neurotrophic receptor tyrosine kinase 1
Exons: 17
Coding region: 1-2367 (788 amino acids)
Biological process (GO): regulation of phosphatidylinositol 3-kinase/protein kinase B signal transduction; protein phosphorylation; positive regulation of kinase activity
Cellular component (GO): plasma membrane; axon; signaling receptor complex
Molecular function (GO): transmembrane receptor protein tyrosine kinase activity; neurotrophin binding; neurotrophin receptor activity
Source: RefSeq, a predicted model, not a curated record
AUGCCGCCCCCAGUUUGGCUCUACCUGACCGCGCUUCUCCUGCCCCUGCCCGUCCCCGGGCUUUGGGGUCCCUGCCCCCCACCCUGCCGCUGCCCCCGGCCCGGGGACCUGCACUGCCGGGAGCCCGGGACCCUCAGCAGUCUGGGUCGGCUGCUGCCCUCCGGGGGCUUCACCCACCUCAUCAUCGAGAACCAGCAGAUGCUGACGACCUUGACCCGGGCUGACACCAGGUUGCUGCGGGACCUCAGGAGCCUCACCAUCUCCAGGUCAGGACUGCAGCACAUCUCUGCUGAUGCCUUCCUGGACACCCCCAGACUCAGCCACGUGAAUCUCUCCUUCAAUGCCCUCCAAAGUCUCUCCUGGAAAACCUUCCAACAUCUGCCCCUGGUGGAGCUGGUCCUGGUGGGGAACCCCUUGAACUGCUCCUGUGGGCUACGCUGGCUCCAGCUCUGGCACAACGGGAGCCGGGCUGGGCUGGGCAACCAGUCCCUGGGCUGCUGGGAGGGACCAGUACUGGUCCCACUGGGCAACCAUCCCCUCCAUCCCUGUGAACCCCCGAGGGUCCACAUCGACCCCCCCGAGGUGGUCCUGCGCCAAGGGGACAGCAUCAACCUCACUUGUCACAUCGCUGCCGAGCCACCAGCCACGGGGGAGUGGGUGGUCCCGGAGGGGGGACCCGAGCUGCCCACUGUCACCAAGAUCUCAGCCUGGGAAAUCGUCCUGGAGCUCAGCAACGUCUCCUCCAGACUGAACCACAAGGACCUGACCUGCAGGGCUGAGAAUGCUGUGGGGCUGGCAGAGGACAGCGUGAGCCUGAAUGUCACCUUCCCCCCCAUCAUCCUGCUCCUGCAGGAAGCCAUCCCCCAGCACUUCUGGUGCAUCCCCUUCUCAGUGGAUGCCAACCCCCUCCCCAGCGUGCGCUGGCUCUUCAAUGGCUCAGCUCUUCCCGAGGGUCCCUACAUCCACACCCGGGUGGUGGAACUGGAGCCCAACUCCACCGUGCUCCAUGGCUGCCUCCAACUCAACCGUCCCACCCACGUCAACAAUGGCAACUACACCCUCCUGGUCCACAACCCCUUGGGCUCGGCCGCCCGCAGCGUCCAGGGACGCUUCAUGGACAACCCCUUCAGCUUCAGCCCCGAGGAGCCCAUUCCCGUGUCUCUGUCUCCGCUGGGCCCCAGUAACAACUCCCUGGAGGGGCCGGUGGAGACGACGGAAGAGCACACGUUUGGGAUCUCGGUGGCCGUGGCUCUGGCUGUGUUCGCCUGCCUCUUCCUCUCCCUCAUGCUCAUCGUACUCAACAAGUGUGGGCACCACUCCAAGUUCAGCAUCAACCGCUCGGCAGUGCUGGCCCAAGAGGAUGACCUGGCCAUGUCCCUGCACUUCAUGACCCUGGGCAGCAGCCCCCCCUCCUCCUUGGCCGAGGGCAAGCUGGGGGGGCUGAAGAGCAACUUCAUCGAGAACCCUCAGUAUUUCUGUGACACCUGCGUGCACCACGUCCAGCGUCGGGACAUCGUCCUCAAGUGGGAGUUGGGUGAAGGAGCCUUUGGGAAGGUGUUUUUGGCUGAGUGCUACAACCUCCUGCCCGAGCAGGAGAAGAUGCUGGUGGCUGUGAAGGUGUUGAAGGAAGUGACAGAAAGUGCCCGUGUGGAUUUCCAGCGGGAGGCAGAGCUGCUGACAGUGCUGCAGCACCAGCACAUCGUCAAGUUCUACGGUGUCUGCACCGAGGGGGAGCCCCUCCUGAUGGUCUUCGAGUACAUGAAACACGGGGACCUCAACCGAUUCCUCAGGUCCCACGGUCCCGACGCGGCGAUGCUGGCGCAGGGGCAGGGGCAGGGGCUGGCGCUGGGCCAAAUGCUGCAGAUCGCCGUCCAGGUGGCCUCUGGCAUGGUUUACCUCGCCUCCCUCCACUUCGUGCACCGAGACCUGGCCACCCGCAACUGCCUGGUGGGUCACGACCUCCUGGUGAAGAUCGGGGAUUUUGGGAUGUCCCGGGACAUCUACAGCACCGACUAUUACCGGGUGGGGGCAGGACCCAUGCUGCCCAUCCGCUGGAUGCCCCCCGAGAGCAUCCUCUACCGUAAGUUCACCACCGAGAGCGAUAUCUGGAGCUUCGGCGUGGUGCUCUGGGAGAUCUUCACCUACGGGAAGCAGCCCUGGUACCAGCUCUCCAACACCGAGGCCAUCGAGUGCAUCACGCAGGGCCGGGAGCUGGAGCGGCCCCGCGCCUGUCCCGCAGAGGUUUACUCCAUCAUGCGGAGCUGCUGGCAGCGCGACCCCCACCAACGCCAGCCCAUCCAGGAGAUCCACGACCACCUCCAGGCCCUCCUCAAGAGCCCUCCCAUCUACCUGGACAUCUUGGGAUGA